UGUCCCUCUUCGUCUGCCGUACGCGGAUUCAAGCGUCAUAGCGACAAAAACAUCAAUAAACAGAAUACGUAUGCCACAUAUUUCCAGCACCAGGCUACAGACAGAAGUGCGUUUUCUCUGAAAACAUAAAGGACAUUCACCGUGAGCUUGUUAAACGUGUGUCUGGCCGUGAAUCUGAGGGAAGAAGCGCGUAAAGGAGGCGCAGGCCCAGCGAGUGUGUGAUGAUGGAGUCAUGGGUGAGAUUCAGCGCGCAGAGUCAAGCUAAAGAGCGCGUGUUCAGGGCGGCCCAGUACGCCUGCACACUGCUGGGCUACACGCUGCAGAGAGGAGGAGCGAGAGCAGAGCUGCUGAACACCAUCAAACAGCUGGAAGCUCACAUGAGCCUGACCAGAAAAUUGAUGCGGUUGGGGAACUCGGCUGAAGCUCUGGAAGCAGCCAAACGCAGCAUGCAUCUGUCAGACUGUGUGCUGCGGCUCUGCAUCACAGUGGCCCAUCUGAACAGAGCUAUGUAUUUUGCCUGUGAUAACGUACUGUGGGCCGGCAAAACAGGACUGCUGCCCGAACUGGACCAGAACAAAUGGAGCCAGAGGUCCUUUAGAUACUACUUGUUUGCACUCAUCCUCAAUCUGACCCGAGACGUGUAUGAAAUCCAUCUGCUGAUGGAGAGAGAGUCCCGCAGCAGUGCAGCUAAGAGCGUUAGCUCCAGUCCGUCUCCUCUCACGCCGAGCCCAGAGAUGGGAGGAGAGUUCCCUCUGAACCCGUCGCCCUCCUCAGCGCUGUCUCCUCUCCCCAUGAUCUCAGCCGGACUCAACAAGCAGCUCCAGCUGCUGAUCACGGUGCUGCGCAGCAACCCUCCGCUGCUCCUGGACCUGCUGAAGAACCUGUGUGACGUAUUCAUCCCGCUGGACCGGCUGGGCCUGUACCCCACCGGCUCGGGCUUUGUGGGGGCCUGCGGCCUCACCUCCUCCGUUCUGUCCAUCCUCACUAUAGUUCACCCCUGGCUCAAACUCAAGCCCUGAGUCCCAGGGUGAGAACCGCCUGUCCUGUGGCUGUAUUUCUGAGGAGAAUGUCUCCUGAGCUUGUGUAGAGAGUGGAACGGAGAAUGUUUGCUCUUUAUUCCAGUUUAAUUGACCUGAUCUGAUUGAAAACAAACAAAAGCUCUGUUUAACAGUAAUUUAAGUCUGUAAGCCAAUCUCUUAUUAUUUUGCUUUCUAGGCUCAUUUUGAGGUAAAAAUAUGUGCUUUCUGCAAAUGUAAUUGUCCAAGUCUGUUUGUUUAAUUCAUUGUUUUUUUAAAAGUCUGAAGUCUGAAAAUGUCCUAGUCUGGCCACAUUUUAAGAUUGUCCUCUCAUGUUACCCCAUAUAAUGCUGUAGUUUUCAGAAUGGGGGGAGUUCAAGUGCUUUUGCAGUUCAGCACAGGGCUACUGGUAAACUUACUUUAUAAUCAUAGUUUUCUCCUGAUGGUGAAAAUGUCAGGGUUAAAUUUCACCCUAAAAGCAAUGGGAAAAACUACAUAAAUGAAAUCUACAACAAAUAUGAGACAUUUAUAAAUAAUUGUAUUUUAGUAAUAAUAAUAUAGCUUUACUAGAUUCAAAAUGUCAAAGCACACGCACAU
This is a messenger RNA of Carassius carassius (crucian carp), 1613 nucleotides long. RefSeq names its product peroxisomal biogenesis factor 11 beta (gene pex11b). The transcript has 4 exons. The record is from RefSeq and is a predicted model, not a curated record. Gene Ontology annotation, cellular component: peroxisomal membrane. Gene Ontology annotation, biological process: regulation of peroxisome size; peroxisome fission. Lineage: Eukaryota; Metazoa; Chordata; Actinopteri; Cypriniformes; Cyprinidae. The coding region runs from base 222 to 1019 and encodes 265 amino acids.